UGGUCACCAUGCCCACCUCGCGCCCCGGCGCCGCCCCCGCCGACUACUGGGUGGACGGCUCGCGACGCGACGCCGCGGUGGAAGACUUCUACACCAUGGGCUCCGAACUGGGAAGGGGGGCCACCUCCAUCGUGUUCCGCUGUGAGGAGAAACAAACGCAAAAACCGUUCGCCCUGAAGGUCCUGAAGAAGACCGGGGAGCUGUCUCUGUUGGUCGUGCCGGGCUGAUGGCUGGGCUGAUUGAGCUGGAGAUAAAAGACGCCUUUCCCGUCGGCUCGGUCUCUCUCACUACUGCUAUGGCCUGACGGGGAAGGGCUGGCUGCAGCUUCGCUCCUCAUCUUUACCUCACUUUGCUUUAUAUUACAUCUACUGAUAUGCACUACACUUUUGGUUUGGCUUCCCCUUACUGAUAAGGUUUUGGCAUUAGCACUUUAAAUAAAUAAUUGUUCCAUCUUUACAACCAGCGUGGCUCCCUUUGUUAUGUCAGCUCUACUCGAGCCAAGUGGUCCUGACAUAAUGGGGGCUCGUCCGGCCGUAUUGUAACCCUGAAUUUGGUGGAAAUUUGGUAGGUUUACUCUAAUUCCCACUCAACAGCUGAGUGCGGUGUAGUCACGUGAUCGGCGUUUAAGUUUUGUGAAUGAAGUCGGGGUAGGCGUAGUUUGGGUCUACCGGCUUCUGAACGCCGAUUGUUUGAUUUGGGGAGAUCAUCGCUGGUUAUCCUUUGGUAAAGCUUGGUUUUGAGGAAAAUUGGGGAGCUUUCAUUUAGCCACAUAUUGUUUUUGUUUGUUUUUUGAAAGGGGGAAUGCUUUUCUCGUAGUGGAGCGACCAGUCAUUUGGAGCCAUUGUCGUCCCCAUUCUAGAGUGCUUCCGCGCUGGGUUUAUAGGCUGCCGUGUCACUGUUUCUGGGCCAGGGCACCGCUGUGGAGAACCGACCGCAUUGGCUUUGUCGGGACGGUACGGGCUUCAGCAGCGUUUGGUGAGGAAAUGAUGUAAUCAUCCUGGUCCUUGGACUCAGUGCGAAGAUAGGUUAGUGAGGGUAGAUGUUUAGGGGGAGGGCUCCGAUUGGUCUGCUCUUCUGCGUGAUUUGAUUUCACUUUGCAUCAUAGUUUUUCUUUUGUUUGGGCUAUGUGGUUAGAUUAUUGGAUAAUUAGUGGAAGACCGAUGGUUAGUUCGGCUUUUGGAUUGUGUACAUUGGUCAUGUGAUUGUAUCAUUUGUGGGCUUGUAUAAUGAGUGGAUAUGAUGACUUUGGCUGCUCCAUCAGAGAAUUUAUUGGUAGCGUUGACAAAAGAGCAGUUGUUUUGUAUAGCAGAUUAUUAUGUGAUUGAGGUGACCAUUCCAAAGAGGGCUAAUAAAGAUCAGUUAGUGGAUUUCCUUCGGGAGCGUUUAAAGGAGAAACAGGUGUUGUCUGGGGUUACACCUGUAGAGCUAACGUCAUUGACGGUGCCUGACCAACCGUUGUCCAACAUGAGUCAACUAACGUUUGAUGAGCAAAAAGAACUUUUGCAAAUGCAGUUAGAACAUAAGAAAUGGGUGGUGGUGCAGGAGUUGGAGCAGAAGAGGAUCGAGGCUUUCGAAAGAGAGAAAGAUCGAUUGCUUGAGAUGGAGCGGCUUAAGCAUACCGAGCAUGAACAAGAACAAGCUCGAGAGCUUGAGCGCACCAGGCUUAAGUUGGAAGCUGAGGGUAGAGGCAGUGCCGGCCAGCGUUCAGGCUUGGGAAGUAUGAUUAAGUUCCUUCCAAAGUUCAAUGAGCGUGAUCCCGAUGUCUUCUUUUCACUAUUUGAAAAUGUUGCUAAAAAUCAAGAUUGGAGUAGCGAGGAUAAAACUCUGCUGUUACAGACUGUUCUAAUUGGCCGGGCACAAGAAGCGUUUGUGGCUUUGACUUUUGAAGAAAGGAGAAGUUAUGAUAAAGUAAAAGAGGCUGUGCUGAAGUGCUAUGAACUUGUUCCAGAAGCAUACAGACAGCGUUUUCGCAAUUUACGAAAAUUCGAAAGGCAAACUCAUUCGGAGGUAGCCAGGGAGCUCGCAAGUCUUUUCAAUCGCUGGCUCACUGCAGAGGGUGUUGUUGAAUUCGAUGGCUUGCGUAAUUUAGUGAUGCUGGAACAGUUCAAAAACGUAGUGCCAGAACGCAUUGUUACAUAUCUUAACGAGCAUAACGUGAAGACCGCAGCCGAGGCUGCUGUCCUCGCUGAUGGCUAUGUGUUGACUCACAAGAAUCACUUAGCCUAUGUACGAGACUACUCGCAACGGUAUGACAAUCGCAGAGAUGACCGCGACCACCGCAAAGAUCACCGCAACGUUGAUGCGCAGGUGGUUCGUGGAAAUGUGGGUCCUCCUGGAAGGUUGGUUUCUGUGCCUCUUAGCAAAAGUGAAGAAGACAAUAAAUGUAAUUAUUGUUGGCAAUUGGGCCAUUGGAAAAUUGAUUGUCCAGCUUUGCUUGCUCGCAGAAAGAGUAGGUUUACAGAAAUGAAUAGGGAAGUCAAGGACGUCGGCUGUGUGGCUUCGAUUCCUGCUGCGCAUUUGGAUGAUGAACCUAAAGGAACAACCAUGUCUAACUAUGCUCCUUUCAUUACAGAGGGGUUUGUGUCAAUGAUGGGAGAUGAUCGUAUAGUGCCAGUAAAAAUACUGCGUGACACAGGAUCAUCUGAGAGUUUUAUAUGUCAAUCGUCUUUGCCUUUCUCCUCUUUAUCGGACACUGGGAGCUGUGUUCUGAUUCGGGGAAUUGGCCUUCAUCCGUUUCCAGUGCCAUUGCACAAAAUUAAGUUACAUUCUGGAUUUGUGAAUGGCGAAGUGAUUAUCGCUGUACGUCCGACUCUGCCUGUAGAUGAUGUUGACCUGAUUAUUGGAAAUAAUUUGGGGGGGGAUUGCGUAUGGCCUGAGAAGUCAUGUCAUUUUCCGGUGGUGGAAUCAGUAACUGCAGCAUCUGCAGGUAAAGUGUUUGUCCCAGAGUUACCACCAUUGGCCGUGAGAGUUGACAGUGAGAUAAUUGGCGCACAGAAGAAUGGUCCAAGUCUUGAGAAGUAUUUUGCAUUUGCCACUGAUCAAGCCGAGCAUGGGUAUUCGAUCAAGGAUGGGUUAUUGGUGUGCAUGUGGUCACCUCAGGAAGACACGGGUGGGGCAGAUCAGGUGUUGCAGGUGGUGAUGCCUGUAGAGUACCGUGAUGUAGGGUUGAAAACUGCGCAAGGGGAUGCGUCUGGACUUUUUGGUGUGAGAAAGACCUACAAUCGUGUGUUACAGCAUUUCUAUUGGCCACGUAUUAAAAGAUAUGUAGCGGGGUACGUUAAAACUGGUUAUGCUUGUCAACUGGCAGGUAAACCAAAUGUGUCCAUUAAACCUGCGCCGCUACAACCCACUCUGGGCUCGCCAUUUGGGGCGAAAUACUCUGGUCCGUUCACUGUCCUGCGUAAAAUCUCGAAGAGUAACUAUGCGGUGUCUACUCCUGAGCACAGGAAGAGAAAACAACACUGUCAUGUCGAUCUACUAGAACCGUAUUAUUCCUCGCCAUUGCAGGUGGUGGGUGAGAUAACUGCGGCUAGUCCUGUGGCGCUCGCUUUUGGGGUGGGCGUGCCUGAUGUUUCGCAGGUGGCAGCUGCGGAUGGGGUGAAGAUCGGGUGGUGAGAAUGGCCGGUGUUGGUGAUGGGUUGUAGGCCUAGCAGUUGUGUCCGCAAGGUUAAAUGGGUGAAUGUGCCCAAUAGGGUGUAUGAGUCUUCCAUUGUGAAUUCAUUAUUUGGUUAGAAUUCACUCAUUCUGUUUUGGUGAUUUGGGAUCGUUGGGCAGAUACAGAGUCCCGUUAAUAUGGGCCUCUGUCAUUUAGGGGGGAGUGAUGUCACGCCCAGCUUUGCCGUGCUGGAUGUGCCUCUCUGCCUGCCUUGCUUGGCGUGUCAUGGUUGUCCGUGUUCCGUGUCCGUGUUCUUUCUAUCGCCACUAGGGGGAGCUGUCUCUGUUGGUCGUGCCGGGCUGAUGGCUGGGCUGAUUGAGCUGGAGAUAAAAGACGCCUUUCCCGUCGGCUCGGUCUCUCUCACUACUGCUAUGGCCUGACGGGGAAGGGCUGGCUGCAGCUUCGCUCCUCAUCUUUACCUCACUUUGCUUUAUAUUACAUCUACUGAUAUGCACUACACUUUUGGUUUGGCUUCCCCUUACUGAUAAGGUUUUGGCAUUAGCACUUUAAAUAAAUAAUUGUUCCAUCUUUACAACCAGCGUGGCUCCCUUUGUUAUGUCAGCUCUACUCGAGCCAAGUGGUCCUGACACGCACACACACACACACACACACACACACACACACACACACACACACACACAC
Gadus morhua (Atlantic cod) is the source of this 4297-nucleotide messenger RNA. RefSeq names its product calcium/calmodulin-dependent protein kinase type IV. NCBI's taxonomy places the organism in Eukaryota, Metazoa, Chordata, Actinopteri, Gadiformes, Gadidae. Gene Ontology annotation, biological process: protein phosphorylation. Gene Ontology annotation, molecular function: zinc ion binding; nucleic acid binding; ATP binding. The coding region runs from base 1237 to 3615 and encodes 792 amino acids. The record is from RefSeq and is a predicted model, not a curated record. The transcript is spliced from 3 exons.